Molecule: messenger RNA, 1854 nt
Organism: Gracilinanus agilis (Agile Gracile Mouse Opossum)
Lineage: Eukaryota; Metazoa; Chordata; Mammalia; Didelphimorphia; Didelphidae
Gene: RINL
Product: Ras and Rab interactor like
Exons: 11
Coding region: 32-1762 (576 amino acids)
Biological process (GO): vesicle-mediated transport
Cellular component (GO): endocytic vesicle; cytosol
Molecular function (GO): guanyl-nucleotide exchange factor activity; small GTPase binding
Source: RefSeq, a predicted model, not a curated record
GCGUGUGACCAUUGGCCCUCAUGCCUAGAGGAUGCACCAUCCUGAGGAUUCGGGAGACAAACCCCUGCCAGAAGGGGCAAGGCUCCCAGAGCUGAAACUCCGUCUGCUGAGGACUCGGGGUCUAUGGCAGAUCCCCCACCUGGAUGCCAGGAGCUCCCUAGACAUUCUGGCCCUGCAGCCCCCAGGGAGUUUCCUAGUCACGGGGUUUGGCCUGAGCCUGGCCUUAACCAUGAAUACAGACCCCCACCCUGAGGCUGUGGGAACCUUCCGGAUUCUGGAGACCCCUUCGGGCCUGUCCCUUCAAGGCUCCCAGCUCAGCUUCCCAGAUCUGCCUGAACUCCUGGCAUUUCUCUCCACCAGCAGGGACAUCCUGCCCCAGCCCCUGCUCCUCCCUCCCAGAGCCCUUGGGCCUGGAACCACCCUCACAGAACCGCUCCAGAUUGGCCUGGCCCAGAUCGCCUCCACCCAAGGGGCCCUGUCAGUGGUGAAUCCUCUGUACCUGAGGGACCAUGGUCCGUGGGGACCCCGGGAGGAGGACGCCUCCGAGACAGCCCAGAAGGACACCCUGGCCCCUCAACAGCUGAGUCCUCACCGGGUCUCCUGGAUCGAGGGUCCUCCCAGUCCUGAGACCGAGCCAGAGGCCUGGUCCCUUUACAGCCUGGAGGAAGGGGAGGCCGAGCCGGUGGGGGAGCCCCCGAGGGAGGCUGAAGAGGCCGAGGAGGAGGGGGAGGAGGACCCGGAGCCCGAGGAUGGGGUGUACCACAGAGUGCGGUCUCUAGCCCGGGCUCGGGGCGGGUUUGUGGCCAAGCAGCAUCGCGCCCUUCAGGCCAGGCUCCGGGAAGCCCCGAGUGGUCCCCAGGGGCCCGAGGCUGGGGGAGAUCCGGCCACUGAACUUCUGCAGGACGUUCGUCGUCUCCUCACUGACCUCAAGGAGCACCUGGUGAGGGACCCAGAGGUCCAGGCUGCCUACAGGGCCAGAAGCGCACCACCCACCGGGGCCCCCGAGGAUCUAGAAGCUGUGGUGGAGGCCGCUAUGUGCUGGGUGGUGCUGAGGCCUCUCCAGCCGCUCCUGUGGACCAAACUCCGCUUGCUCAGGGCCCGGCACCUUCAGCAGCUCCAGUGGCGUCAGGAGGUGAUGCGGGCCAGGGCACUUCAGGAAGCCCGAGGCCCGGGAGCUGGGGUGCUGCAGUCCCCAGAAGCUCCCGUCCCCAGCCUGACCAGGCGUCGCAUCCAUGCCCGCCUGGCUCGCCUGCACACCGCCUGGACUCCUCACCGCAAGGCGGCCCUUCUGCUGGCCAUCUGCCGGGACGUCUACGAGAGCCUGGGCCAGGGCGGGAGCAAGGAACCCCUGGGGGCCGAUGACUUCUUGCCGGCUCUGACGGAGGAGCUCCUGUGGAGUCCAGACAUCGAGGCCACCCAGCUGGACGUGGAGUUCCUGAUGGAGAUUCUGGACCCUGCGGAGCUGCUGGGGGAAACCGGCUACUACCUUACCACUUGGUUCGGGGCCCUUCACCACAUAGCCCACUUCCAGCCAGCGGCCUCCGGGCCAGCCCCGAAGGGCCUCAGCUAUGAGGCCAGGGCCUCCAUCCGACUUUGGCAGCGCCGGCGGACACUCCACGCCUCGGGCCGUACGGGGGCCAGCCCAUCCAUGCAACUGGAGAAACCUUGGGGAAGUCUGGAAGAGGAAAAACCAGGAGCUGAGAGUCGCCGUCUGCCAGCGGCAGCCUCCUCCCUUCCUGCCAGUGUGACCGGUGACCCUUGACAGCGGAGCCAGCAAUCACGACACAGACGGGGCCCCGUCUCCGGCCUGCCCAGCCUGGCCUUCCCUCACCUCGACCCCACCAGAAACAAGAA